Messenger RNA from Chinchilla lanigera (long-tailed chinchilla), 7264 nucleotides. Its product is annotated as cytoplasmic FMR1-interacting protein 1. Gene Ontology annotation, molecular function: RNA 7-methylguanosine cap binding; small GTPase binding; gamma-tubulin binding. Gene Ontology annotation, cellular component: SCAR complex; neuron projection; synapse. Lineage: Eukaryota; Metazoa; Chordata; Mammalia; Rodentia; Chinchillidae. The record is from RefSeq and is a predicted model, not a curated record. Gene Ontology annotation, biological process: regulation of actin filament polymerization; lamellipodium assembly; cell morphogenesis.
AGACGGCGGCGCCGGGCCCGGUAUGGCGCGGCUCGCAAGCCGGCCUGAGAGCCAGCGAGAGCAGGACCUACGCGCGCUCAUCCGCCAGGUCACCGGCCUGCAGGACGAGGCGGACCCCAACUUCCAGCUGGCCCUGAGCUUCGCCUGGUCCAACUUCAGAUUCCAUCGUUUCUUGGAUGUCAACAGCCACAAAAUAGAAAAGACAAUAGAAGGAAUUUAUGAAAAAUUCAUCAUCCAUUCUGAUCUCAACAAAGCUGCCAGUUGGAAAAGAUUAACUGAGGAAUUUCUAAAUGCAUCACUGCCCAGCAUAGAGGAAAUAAAGACAGAUGCUCAUUAUUCCAUUCUGUCGCUCCUCCUGUGUCUUUCUGAUUCUCCUUCAAACAGCAGUUAUGUGGAAACACCAAGAGAUAAAGAAGUGGAAAAAGAAGAUGAUUUUGACUGGGGAAAAUACUUGAUGGAAGGUGAAGAAAUUGACCUUGGUCCAAACAUACACACACCAAAUUGGUCUGAAGACAGUGAAGAUGAAGACACUCAGCAGCCCUUGAGUCGGGAGGACUCUGGGAUCCAGGUGGACCGGACUCCGCUGGAAGAACAAGAUGCGCACAGAAAACUGGGUCUGCACGUCAGCUGGAAAGACGAGCCCAGUAGCCGCAGCUGGCUGGAGCAGCACGUGGUUCGUCUGUACUGGACGUCCAGAGCCUCGAGGAGCCCACACAGUUUGCAUUUGCACUCCAACCUCGCUGCGGUCUGGGACCAGCACCUGUACAGCAGUGAUCCGUUGUAUGUUCCUGAGGACAAGGUUGUUGUCACUGAGACACAGGUUAUUCGGGAAACUCUGUGGUUACUUUCAGGGGUUAAAAAGCUCUUUAUAUUUCAAGUGAUAGAUGGGAAGGUGACUGUGAGAAACAAUAUUAUAGUGACUCAUCUGACACAUAGCUGUUUGCGAUCUGUGCUGGAACAAAUAGCGGCCUAUGGCCAGGUGGUGUUCCGGCUCCAGGAGUUCAUCGACGACGUCAUGGGACACAGCUCUGAAAGCCUGUUACCUGGGGACAGCUGCACUCCUAAGAAGUCAGCUGAGGCUCCCUUCAGAACCUACCAGGCUUUCAUGUGGGCCCUGUACAAGUAUUUCAUCAGCUUCAAGGAAGAGCUUACCGAAAUUGAGAAGUGCAUCAUCAGUAAUGAUACCACGAUAACUCUUGCAAUAGUGGUAGACAAGUUGUCACCUCGACUGGCUCAGCUCAACGUUUUGAACAAAGUGUUCAGCACUGGAGUUGCAGAGGUUCCACCAGACACUCGGAAUGUCGUGCGGGCAUCUCACCUGCUCAACACGCUGUACAAGGCCAUUCUUGAGUACGACAAUGUUGGAGAAGCCUCUGAGCAAACUGUUUCCCUCCUCUUCUCUCUCUGGGUGGAGACGGUGCGGCCCUACCUGCAGACUGUGGACGAGUGGAUUGUGCACGGGCACCUGUGGGACAGCGCCAAGGAGUUCAUCAUACAGAGGAAUAAAAAUGUGCCAGUAAAUCACAGAGACUUCUGGUAUGCAACGUACACGCUGUACAGCGUGUCGGAAAAGACGGAGAACGAGGAGAAGCUGAGCGAGGGCUCCAGCCCGAGUCCGGGCAGCGAGCCGGCAGCCGGCAGCAGGCAGCACACCAUGGUGUCCUUCCUCAAGCCUGUGCUCAAGCAGAUCAUCAUGGCUGGCAAGUCCAUGCAGCUGCUGCGGAACCUGCACUGCGCCGCUGGCGCCGCAGGCCAGGCGGCCGCCCCAGAUGCAGAGAGAAAAAGCUUGUACACCCUCUUUCUGGAAUCUGUCCAGUCACGUCUUCGAUGUGGGGAAGAUUCUGCAGCACAGGUCCUCACUGAGCAGCAGGCAGCCAAGGAGAACCUGAUUAAGAUGCAGUCCAUUGCAGAAGGGCAUCUGGAACUGGAGGACACCCAUGACCCCCUGCUGGCCAUGAACUUUGCAAGGUUGUAUUUGGAGCAAAGUGACUUUCAUGAGAAGUUUGCUGGUGGUGAUAUAUGUAUGGAUAGGUCGUCAGAAUCUGUGACAUGCCAGACUUUUGAGUUAACACUGAGGUCUUGCCUCUAUCCACAUAUUGAGAAGCAGUAUCUAGAUUGCUGUGGAAAUCUCAUGCAAACCUUAAAAAGAGAUUACAGGUUGGUGGAGUACUUGCAGGCCAUGAGAAAUUUUUUCCUAAUGGAAGGUGGAGACACCAUGUAUGACUUCUACACAUCAAUUUUUGAUAAAAUAAGAGAAAAGGAGCCCUGGCAGAAUGUGUCUUUUCUCAACGUCCAGCUCCAAGAAGCAGUCGGACAGCGUUACCCUGAAGACAGUUCACGAUUGUCCAUAUCUUUUGAAAAUGUUGACACAGCUAAGAAGAAGCUACCUGUUCAUGUCUUAGAUGGCCUGACCCUGAGCUACAAAGUCCCCUGGCCUGUGGAUAUUGUUAUAAGUUUGGAGUGUCAAAAAAUUUAUAACCAGGUGUUCCUGCUUCUCUUGCAAAUAAAAUGGGCAAAAUAUAGUCUGGAUGUUUUACUAUUUGGUGAACUGGCUAAUGCGGCUGAAAAAGUGAAGCCCAAGAGAGGCCCUGCGUGUGAACAAGACACAGUGGCUCCGUUCGGACCCCAGAAGGCGCCAGUGAGACAGCAGAUCCACCGCAUGUUCCUCCUCAGAGUGAAGCUUAUGCAUUUCGUGAACAGUUUACACAACUAUAUCAUGACAAGGAUUCUUCACAGUACUGGGCUAGAGUUCCAGCAUCAAGUGGAGGAAGCCAAGGAUUUGGAUCAGUUGAUUAAAAUUCACUAUAGGUACUUGUCCACCAUCCACGACCGAUGUUUGCUGAGGGAAAAGGUGAGCUUUGUGAAGGAAGCUAUCAUGAAGGUGUUGAACUUGGCCCUCAUGUUUGCAGAAGGGUGGCAGGCGGGCCUGGGCGCUUGGCAAAUGGAAUCUAUAGAGAAAAUGGAGUCUGACUUUAAGAACUGCCAUAUGUUCCUUGUCACCAUUUUAAACAAAGCUGUCUGCAGAGGAUCUUUUCCCCACUCACAGUGGCUUUGUGUCCCAUCCUGUCCCAGCAUGGCGGCCCAGGUGACGCUGGAGGACGCCCUGUCCAACGUGGACCUCCUGGAGGAGCUGCCCCUGCCGGACCAGCAGCCCUGCAUCGAGCCCCCGCCAUCGUCACUGCUCUACCAGCCGAACUUCAACACGAACUUUGAAGACAGAAAUGCGUUUGUCACUGGGAUUGCCCGGUACAUCGAGCAGGCGACCGUCCACUCCAGCAUGAACGAGAUGCUGGAGGAGGGCCAAGAGUACGCGGUCAUGCUGUACACCUGGAGGAGCUGCUCGCGGGCCAUCCCACAGAGAAACGCCAUCGAGCGCUUCUGCGGGGAGGUGAGGCGCCUGUGCCACGCGGAGCGGAGGAAGGACUUCGUGUCGGAGGCCUACCUCAUCACGCUGGGCAAGUUCAUCAACAUGUUCGCCGUGCUGGACGAGCUGAAGAACAUGAAGUGCAGCGUGAAGAACGACCACUCCGCGUACAAGAGGGCCGCUCAGUUUCUGCGUAAAAUGGCAGACCCCCAGUCCAUUCAGGAGUCGCAGAAUCUGUCCAUGUUCCUGGCCAACCACAACAAGAUCACACAGUCUCUGCAGCAGCAGCUCGAGGUCAUUUCCGGUUACGAGGAGCUCCUGGCAGACAUCGUGAACCUGUGCGUGGACUGCUACGAGAACAGGAUGUACCUGACGCCCAGUGAGAAGCACAUGCUACUCAAAGUCAUGGGGUUCGGUCUCUACCUGAUGGACGGGAGCGUCAGCAACAUCUACAAACUGGACGCCAAGAAGAGAAUCAACUUGUCCAAAAUUGACAAGUACUUCAAGCAGCUGCAGGUGGUUCCCCUCUUUGGGGACAUGCAGAUAGAACUGGCGAGAUACAUCAAGACCAGCGCCCACUACGAGGAAAAUAAGUCUCGGUGGACCUGCACGUCCUCGAGCAGCAGCCCGCAGUACAACAUCUGUGAGCAGAUGAUCCAGAUCCGCGAGGACCACAUGCGCUUCAUCUCGGAGCUGGCGCGCUACAGCAACAGCGAGGUGGUGACGGGGUCGGGGCGCCAGGAUGCCCAAAAGACGGACGCAGAGUACCGCAAGCUCUUCGACCUGGCGCUGCAGGGCCUGCAGCUGCUGUCGCAGUGGAGCGCGCACGUGAUGGAAGUGUACUCCUGGAAGCUUGUGCACCCGACCGACAAGUACUCGAACAAGGACUGCCCCGACAACGCCGAGGAGUACGAGCGCGCCACCCGCUACAACUACACCAGCGAGGAGAAGUUCGCCCUGGUGGAGGUGAUCGCCAUGAUCAAAGGCCUGCAGGUGCUGAUGGGCAGGAUGGAGAGCGUGUUCAACCACGCCAUCCGGCACACCGUCUACGCCGCCCUGCAGGACUUCUCCCAGGUGACCCUCCGGGAGCCCCUGCGGCAGGCCAUCAGGAAGAAGAAGAACGUCAUCCAGAGUGUCCUGCAGGCCAUCAGGAAGACCGUGUGUGACUGGGAGACUGGACACGAGCCCUUCAAUGACCCUGCUCUGCGGGGAGAGAAGGACCCCAAGAGUGGCUUCGACAUUAAAGUGCCGCGCCGCGCCGUGGGACCCUCAAGCACGCAGCUUUACAUGGUGAGAACCAUGCUAGAGUCCCUCAUUGCAGAUAAAAGUGGCUCCAAGAAAACCUUGAGAAGUAGCCUUGAGGGGCCCGCCAUAUUGGACAUAGAAAAAUUUCAUCGAGAGUCAUUCUUCUACACUCACUUGAUAAAUUUCAGUGAGACUCUGCAGCAGUGCUGUGACCUCUCUCAGCUGUGGUUCCGAGAGUUCUUCCUGGAGCUGACCAUGGGCAGGAGGAUCCAGUUUCCCAUUGAGAUGUCCGUGCCCUGGAUCCUGACCGACCACAUCCUGGAGACCAAGGAGGCCUCGAUGAUGGAGUACGUGCUCUACUCCCUGGACCUGUACAACGACAGCGCCCACUACGCACUCACCCGCUUCAGCAAGCAGUUCCUCUACGACGAGAUCGAGGCAGAGGUGAAUCUGUGUUUUGACCAGUUUGUGUACAAGCUUGCGGACCAGAUAUUCGCAUAUUACAAGGUUAUGGCUGGAAGUCUGCUUCUUGACAAACGGUUGCGCUCGGAGUGCAAGAGCCAGGGUGCCGCCAUCCACCUGCCGCCGUCCAACCGCUACGACACGCUGCUCAAGCAGAGGCACGUGCAGCUCCUGGGCAGAUCCAUCGACCUCAAUCGCCUGAUCACACAGCGCGUGUCCGCAGCCAUGUACAAGUCUCUGGAGCUGGCGAUCGGACGAUUCGAGAGCGAGGACCUGACGUCCAUAGUUGAGCUAGAUGGCCUCUUGGAAAUCAACCGCAUGACCCACAAGCUGCUGAGUCGGUACCUGACCCUGGACAGCUUCGACGCCAUGUUUCGGGAAGCCAACCACAACGUGUCGGCGCCCUACGGGAGAAUCACCCUCCACGUCUUCUGGGAGCUCAACUACGACUUCCUGCCCAACUACUGCUACAAUGGCUCCACCAACCGGUUUGUUCGGACAGUAUUACCUUUUUCUCAGGAAUUUCAAAGAGAUAAACAACCAAAUGCACAACCCCAAUAUUUACAUGGAUCCAAGGCUUUGAACCUGGCCUACUCCAGCAUUUACGGCAGCUACCGGAACUUCGUGGGGCCGCCGCACUUCCAGGUCAUCUGCCGGCUGCUUGGCUACCAGGGCAUCGCAGUGGUCAUGGAGGAGCUGCUGAAGGUUGUCAAGAGCCUGCUCCAGGGCACGAUCCUGCAGUACGUGAAGACGCUGAUGGAAGUGAUGCCCAAGAUCUGCCGCCUGCCCCGGCACGAGUAUGGCUCUCCCGGGAUCCUGGAGUUCUUCCACCACCAGCUGAAGGACAUCGUGGAGUACGCGGAGCUGAAGACCGUGUGCUUCCAGAACCUGCGGGAGGUGGGCAACGCCGUGCUCUUCUGCUUGCUGAUCGAGCAGAGCCUGUCUUUAGAAGAAGUGUGCGAUCUGUUGCAUGCGGCCCCUUUCCAGAACAUCUUGCCACGAGUCCAUGUGAAAGAGGGGGAGAGGCUCGAUGCCAAAAUGAAAAGGCUGGAGUCGAAGUACGCCCCGCUGCACCUCGUCCCACUGAUCGAGAGGCUGGGGACCCCACAGCAAAUUGCAAUCGCGAGGGAGGGGGACUUGCUGACCAAGGAGCGCCUCUGCUGUGGCCUGUCCAUGUUCGAGGUCAUCCUGACCCGGAUCCGGACCUUUCUGGACGACCCCAUCUGGCGCGGGCCUCUCCCCAGCAAUGGGGUCAUGCAUGUGGAUGAGUGUGUGGAAUUCCACAGGCUGUGGAGCGCCAUGCAGUUUGUGUACUGCAUUCCUGUGGGGACACACGAGUUCACCGUGGAGCAGUGUUUCGGCGACGGGCUGCACUGGGCCGGCUGCAUGAUCAUGGUGCUGCUCGGGCAGCAGCGGCGCUUCGCGGUGCUGGACUUCUGCUACCAUCUGCUCAAGGUACAGAAGCACGACGGCAAGGACGAGAUCAUCAAAAACGUGCCUUUGAAGAAGAUGGUGGAGCGGAUUCGCAAGUUCCAGAUCCUCAACGACGAGAUCAUCACCAUCCUGGACAAGUACCUGAAGUCCGGCGACGGGGAGAGCACCCCCGUGGAGCACGUGCGCUGCUUCCAGCCGCCCAUCCACCAGUCUCUGGCCAGCAGCUGAGGGGCGGGGCGGGGCGCCCCCGCGAGCCGCUGUCGGCGCCGUUCUUGCUGAGAAGUGCUUAGUGAGUUUUAGGGACUAUUUUUCAGUACCUCUGUACUUGUUUAAGGGGGUACUUUUUCAUCUAAAAGCUUAUUUUAUAAAACUGACUUAUUUUUCUAGACUAAAAUUGUAUACGCUUUUGGUAAUGGGAGUCUGAGAGUACCGGCCGCUCGUCGUGGCCGUCCCGUUCUUACAGGGUUAGUCUCAGGUUUCCUGUCCCAGCAGCUGAGCUCAUUCGUCUUCCCUAGUAAGCUUAACACCUGUUAACUGUACUGAAAUCCUACGCCAACUACCAUUAAACUUCACGACUUUAGCUGUACUGCAAGGGUUUUCUGGUCUUUUAUGAGCCAUGUUUUCUAAGUCAUUAUCCCUCUUUUGUGCCAGUGUUUUAGAAGACAGUCAACUCGAUUCUUUGGUUUCCACUAAAUCCAAGUACGAUGAAAGCCAAUUUGUGAGGAGUACAGGUUAGAAAAAUAAAACUAAUAAAACCUA